AGAGAGCAGUGGAGAAAGGUCAACGAGAAAGCUUCCUCAGUGACUGUCACCCUUUACUCUGAAGUCAGGAUCUUGAAAACUCUGCAUGAUGAGUCACACAGAAGGUGAAGCUCUUGACUCCCAACAACAUGCAGUGUCAAAAGGAGGGUCAAAGGUCACAUCAGAGAGAGUGGCCCUGCUGGUUCUCAGCGCUCUUUUGGUUGCCGCUCUCAUUGUUAUUUAUCGUGUCUCUAUGGACAUGCAAACCAAGGAAAGUCUCCAAAUGCUGAAAACCAAGUACGAAGAUGUACAAAGACAUCUCAAUGAGACACUCUCUAGAAAGAUGGUGCCACCUUCCUGUCCACAACCUCCUGAAAUAAUACCAAAUGAUUCAUGCCUGAAAUGUGACAAAGGCUGGCUGCAACGUGGAGGGAAGUGCUAUUAUUUCUCCAUCACAACUUCAUCCUGGGAAGAGAGCAGACGUUACUGCCGAAGUCACGGAGGAGACCUGGUGAAGAUAGACAGCUGGGAUGAGCAGAUAUUCUUGACAAAGGAACUGAGUGACAAAAUGAACUAUCAUGAGGACAAGUUCUGGAUCGGACUGACAGACUCAAAGGAAGAGGGCAAAUGGUUUUGGGUGGACGACUCACCACUGAACACAAGUUUGUCUUUCUGGCGAAAACGUGAGCCGGACAAUUGGGACAGGGAAAAUCCUAAAGGAGAGGACUGUGUGAGGAUGGGAAAGAAAGGAAGACCUGCAGAGCUGAACUGUUGGUCUGAUAAAUCCUGUGACGAGCCUCAAAGAAUUAUUUGUGGGAAACAAGCAGAAAAAGGAUUUAGUAGGGUUAUGUGUUUCUGAAAUCCAGUUGAGCUCAGACUUCUCAGUCUAUUUACAGUUUUUAUCAGUUGCUUUGGCACAAUUAUCAAAUAAAAAUCAUGAUUCUUACAACACAGUGUGCUAUUCUCAAACCUGCAGUUCAUUUUCUCACAACUGUAUUCACAUUUCUUGUUUGUCAUUUCAAAUAUAUGAGUCCAAAUAUGUUCAGAUGAUCCAGUGAUGCAUUGAAUUAGUGUCUCUACUCUCACGUCUCUCUACUGAACAGUAUAACUGUCAGACAUGAACAUCAAAAUGUUCAUUGUGUGCAGCAAACUGUCCAAACUUUUCAAACAUACAUGUGUCAUAUAUUUCAAAAAUAUAAUAAUAGAUGAACAUUUCAGUUCAAGUGGUAAAAUGUUCAUCAUGACAGACAGUGAUUGUGCAUAAUUUGUGCUAAAUAUGAUCUUACAUAUUGUUUUCAAAGGGGUCUGCAUGGCAAUAAAAAUGUAUUAUUAUCUCA
Molecule: messenger RNA, 1316 nt
Organism: Thunnus maccoyii (southern bluefin tuna)
Lineage: Eukaryota; Metazoa; Chordata; Actinopteri; Scombriformes; Scombridae
Product: CD209 antigen-like protein E
Exons: 8
Coding region: 86-838 (250 amino acids)
Source: RefSeq, a predicted model, not a curated record